Messenger RNA from Ichthyophthirius multifiliis, 408 nucleotides. RefSeq lists its product as hypothetical. The transcript has a single exon. Lineage: Eukaryota; Ciliophora; Oligohymenophorea; Hymenostomatida. The record is from RefSeq and is a predicted model, not a curated record.
AUGACAAUGCCUAAAUAAUAAAAGAAGAAAACCUUUAUUACAGAAAUAUUUAGAAUAAAGAAAUAAAGAUAAACCGAUUUCCUUUAAUAAUAAUAGCUCAUGGAUUAGCUGGCCAUUGCAAUAUUCAUACAACUUUCGCUAAGGAAUUAGCAAGUAAAGGUUUUAUAGUGUUCUGUCCUGAAUAUGAAGAAGAAAUUAAAAAUCCAUACUUUGACAGACAACUUAAUUGGGAAUUUAGACAUAAUUAAUUACAAAAAAGACUUUCUAUAACAAAGUAAAUGCUUGAUAUUAUAUAUAAUUAAAAAACUUAUAUUUGGUAUUUCGGUUCAAAAAUUAAUAUCGAUUAUAGUAAAGUUUCUAUCAUUGGGCAUUCUUUUGGAGGAACGACUGCUCUAUACACUACUAUGA